CUGCAGGAACUAAAAUAACUCGCCGAGUAACAGGGGAAUCUUCCAGGGCUGCCGCUGAAAACGGGGCGCGCGGCCCAUGGGAGACGUUACUGUGUCACCGCCGAGGGCCCGUCCUGCAGUUACCGGCUGAAGAGAAUCGAAACUGUCCCCUUGUGCUGCCGUCCAGUUCCGGGAGGGGAAGAUUGGCCAUGGCUGCAGUUACGGAGCCGGAAACCCAGCUGUGUGGCAACUGCAAAAAGGAUAUUCCUGUUGCCAAUUUCACCAUCCAUGAAAUCCACUGUAGCAGAAACAUUGAAGUGUGUUGCUACUGCCAUGAAUCAAUCCCAAAGACUGAAAUGAAAAACCAUGUUGAGUCUGAGCACGUGCAGGUUACCUGUAAAUGCGGUAUGAAGAUAGAAAAAAGUCUCUUGGAGGAUCAUGAGGCGUCAGCGUGCCCUUUGCGGCCUGCAGUCUGCCAGCACUGUGAACUCCAGCUCGCAUUCAACAAGCUCCRCGAGCACGAAAAUUAUUGUGGGGCCAGAACCGAGAGGUGCAGCAGCUGCGGGCUGAACGUGAUGGUCAAGGAUCUGAAGGAGCACCCUCGGGUCUGUGGGAAAGAGGGCAAGCAGGGAAAAGCAGGCAAAACUGUGCCUCGCUUUGAGCAUGGGGAUGCCGAUUUGCGUUCCCUUCGAGACAUUAAAAACCAGCUAAGAUUAGAUAACUAUGCUGGGCCUUUGUGGAGAAUGCCCAGGGUGCUUGAAAAUCAGCUUUACGGCAACUCUGUCGGGGACAAAGCACUAAAGGACAUUAGGAGAAGAAAUGUUUCAGCAGGACAAAGAAAUUGGAAUCAAGAGGAUGACUUGGAACCACUGGCGAGAACUAAACCCGAGGAGCAGGCUGCCAGUCUGGACUACCUGCUGGCCCUCAGCCUGCAGAGCGAGGCCCGCGGCCACGGCAGCAGCGCAGCCCACGCGCCCAGCGCCCGCUCCAGAGAGCCCCUGCCCUCCGCCCGCCUCGGUGACACGGACGAGCCGGACCUCUGCUGUGAUUCUCUAGAGUCUUUUACCACUUCCAACCUCGUAAAAAGCAAUGAGAUCAUGUUGCCGUGUGAAUUCUGUGAGGAGCUCUACCCUGCGGAGGAUCUGAUUCUUCAUCAGACAGGUUGUAAUCCAGCAAGUGCCUUUGCAUCAUUCAGUAAGAGAAGUUCUUCUCCAAAGCCCCGAAAAUAUGAAGAUUUGCAUGAUUUUGGGCCCAGAAGCAGGAGAUCCCGGCCCCAAGCUGUCCAGGCAGAAGGAAACAUUAUCAUUCCAUGUGAAUUCUGUGGCAUCCAGUUGGAAGAGCAAAUCCUCUUUCAUCACCAGGACCAGUGUGACUUGCGCCCAGAAGCAGCCACGGCGGCAGCGCCGUCGCCAUCGCAGCAGCCCCCGGCCUGGCAGGAYGGCGCCGGGGACGGGGACUCUCCGGAGCUGGCUCGGAGGCGCCUCCGGCACCAAGGAGAUGUUUCCCCGCGGUGCCCAGACGGCUUCAGGCAGCAGAGGUCCAGCUACCCCGGGCGAGGAACCAGGCCCCUAAAUAACGCAGGAAACGGCAGGAGCGGCGCCGCGCCGGGCUCCUCCGGCGCGAGAGCUGCCGACGCRGCCGGCUUGAGAGGGAAGCCCCGCAAGGCAGCGGCCCACGAGGGGAGAGGCAGGAGCAGGGCCGCGCUCGAGCCGGCCRGUGGGACGACACCGCGGGCGUCUCCCGGCCUCCAGCUGGAGGGCUUCACACCCGGCUUCUCGAGGGCGUCUCCAACACAGCGCAGCCUGGGAACCGGAGGAGGAAGGACRCCGGGCGGCCCAGGCAGCUUCAGGAACAGGAACGUGAAGACAAAAGCCCAGGGCCCAGAGUUUGGUUAUGCAGAGGACAACUGAUCUGCCACGUUGGAACUGUGUAUUUAGCACUCCACACCCUCCUACUAUGCACUACACGACUUAUCUGAGCGCAACUAACUGCUUUAUUGCCAUGUCAUUGAAGACUUUCUAUCGAUUUAAAUUUUUAUAGGCAGUGAUCAUUUUAUAUGUAUUUUUAAUUUGUGAGAGUAUCCUCCAGGUUUUUACCUCAGUGAUCUGUACUAGCACCAUCCCCUGUCAGCAGAUAUCCUAGUUGGGGAGCUCCAUGUUCCACCUUGGCCUUUUGGGACCRCCGGUGCAAGAGAAGUUGACGCACU
Molecule: messenger RNA, 2185 nt
Organism: Nothoprocta perdicaria
Lineage: Eukaryota; Metazoa; Chordata; Aves; Tinamiformes; Tinamidae
Gene: TRAFD1
Product: TRAF-type zinc finger domain containing 1
Exons: 11
Coding region: 189-1889 (566 amino acids)
Source: RefSeq, a predicted model, not a curated record